This is a messenger RNA of Cajanus cajan (pigeon pea), 2836 nucleotides long. RefSeq names its product P-loop containing nucleoside triphosphate hydrolases superfamily protein. The record is from RefSeq and is a predicted model, not a curated record. Gene Ontology annotation, biological process: microtubule-based movement. Gene Ontology annotation, molecular function: microtubule motor activity; microtubule binding; ATP binding. Gene Ontology annotation, cellular component: microtubule cytoskeleton. NCBI's taxonomy places the organism in Eukaryota, Viridiplantae, Streptophyta, Magnoliopsida, Fabales, Fabaceae.
UGAAGAUCUGAACCAACAAAAAAGAUUCUUACGCCACCAUUAUUAUUACUAUUGUUUUUCUUAUCAUUGUAUUUCAAACACCUUUUUUCACUCCUAAUAACACAGUGUUCAAUCAUUGAAAAUAACAAACUCGAUCAACUCCUUGGGGGAGUUGAAAAAUCAAAAUCCGUGCUUGCUUUGUGUCUUUUGAAUUUUGAUCCCACUUCUUCUUCUUCAAACAGUUCCCUUUUUUUUUUUUUUUUUUUUCAUUUUUACUUGUUUUUUUGGGUUUAUGGUUUACGCUUCGUGAAUCAUGGCAAAUGUUUCUUUCUUCUACAUUACAUUACAGUUUCAUUAUAAGGCGUGUUUCAUUGAGGUUAAGGGGUUUAAUCUAUAGCGAGUGUUUAGAAGCUUCGCCUCGUUUAUCGCUGUUUUUUUUUUGUUUCUCGGUUGAAUUGCGUUUUUAGCUAAUAGGAACAAAAAAUAAAUAAAUAAAAAGAAAAGAAGAGAUCUCUGUGUAGUACUAGGUAGCAGUGAUAGCUUUCAUUACUUUCCAAUCCGAGUCUUAUAUAAGGUUUUUCUAGGUUACCGUACUAGGUGGCUUGGUUGCGUUUCAUGUUCUUAGUUGGUGAAUGAAAAAAUGCCUGUUCCUAACGGAGAAGAGCAGAAUCUGUUGUUGCCUUCAGAAAAUGCAAGUGAGGUUUCAAAGUCAGAUUCAGGUGAUGGGUCCCCACUUGUUUCCACCGAUUACACUGAUGUGGGUGUCGUGCCAGAACACCAAAGGAACGAGCUUGACCACUUGAUAUCCAAUUUAGAAAGAGAAAUUGAGGAGCUGAGGGUCAAUCAGAAGAAUUUGGAUAAAAAGAGGAGAGAAGCAUUGAGCAAGAUAUUGGACAUCAAAGGGAGCAUUCGAUUAUUUUGUAGAAUUCGACCAAAUCUGAUUGAGGAGAAGAGAAGAAUUUCUGAACCGGUAUCAACUGGACCAGAGAAAAUUCGGGUAAAGUUGGGGGGAACAAGGAAAGAUUUUGAGUUUGAUAAGGUUUUUACUCAAGAAGCAAGCCAAGAAAGUGUUUUUGUUGAGGUUGAGCCAAUUCUGAGAUCUGCAAUGGACGGACACAAUGUGUGUGUUUUUGCCUACGGCCAAACAGGCACAGGCAAGACAUUCACCAUGGAUGGUACAAACGAGCAGCCAGGAAUUAUUCCGCGCGCUCUUGAAGAGCUCUUUCGUCAAGCCUCUUUGGAUAAUUCAUCUUCUUUUUCAUUUUCAAUGAGCAUGCUGGAAGUUUAUAUGGGCAAUCUCAGGGAUCUGCUAGUUCCAAGACCAUCUAGUAAACCACAUGAAUCUUCAACAAAGUGCAAUCUCAACAUCCAAACAGAUCCAAAGGGAUUGAUUGAAAUUGAGGGUCUCUCAGAAGUGCAAAUCAGUGAUUAUGCUAAAGCCAAAUGGUGGUACAACAAGGGCAGACGGUUCAGGUCCACCUCAUGGACUAAUGUGAAUGAGGCAUCAAGCAGGUCCCACUGCUUGACGAGGAUAAUCAUAUAUCGACGUGGGGAUGCUUUGGAAGCCAAGAGCGAAAUAAGUAAAUUGUGGAUGAUUGAUCUUGGAGGCAGUGAACGGUUGCUUAAAACUGGAGCCAGAGGACUAACACUUGAUGAGGGCCGAGCCAUUAAUCUUUCUCUUUCAGCUUUAGCUGAUGUUGUUGCAGCUUUGAAGAGGAAGAGGGGACAUGUGCCUUACAGAAAUAGCAAGCUGACUCAAAUACUGAAAGAUUCUCUUGGGUAUGGCUCCAAAGUCUUGAUGCUCGUGCAUAUAAGCCCUUCUGAAGAAGACGUCUGUGAGACAAUUUGUUCCUUGAACUUUGCAAAGAGAGCAAGAGCAAUAGAGUCCAAUAAAGAAGUGCCAGUGAAAGUGAAGAAGCAAAGGGAGAAAAAGAUUAUGGAGCUAGAGGAAGACAUCAAGGAAGCUGAAAAACAGCGCCAGGUUUUAAGGGAACAAAUACAGAAGAUUGAGUUGAAGUUAAGUGAUAGUAAGAAGCUUUUAUCAACCACAUACAGUAUAGUGGAAAGUGAUGACAUGGAAACCUCAAUUAGCCCCAAAGAUGGUGUGAAAGAGGUCAUUGAAACCCCUAAAGCAUCCAAGAAGUCCAUCAAAAGAAAUUUCUCCAAUUCAAUGCCUCGAUUCAUGACUUCAACUGUUGCAAGUCGCCAAAGGCAAAGUGCGGAAGAACGAGACAUUGGUGUGAGAUUGAAAAGUUUAAGAUCAAUGGUCUCUAGAAGUUCCAUCCAUUUUUCAUAUUCCCAAUCAUUGAGUUAUUCAGAUAUUCGCAUCAAAGCAAUACUGCGAAGUUCAACUGGAAAAUCUCGGCAUGCUGAGACAGAUAGUGUUCCAAUUCCAAAUACUGUUCUCACGGAAAAGCCUAAAUGCAAUGAUUUGGAAUCGAAAGUCCCAACACCUCGAAGCAAGAUGGUUACAUCUUCAGAUCCAAACUUGAGAGUUUCAUUGUGUCGUCAUAGAAGAAGGAUGUCUGAUCUGAUCUAAGGGUUGAAAGACAUUGGUUGCAGAUUUUUUAAUGUGGUGAAGUGAUUGCAUGUUUAACAUUUUUCAUUUUAUAUUUGUCUAUAACAACUUGUAUUGUAGCGGGUGGUAUAUUAAUAGGUGUGUUUUCUUGGUGUGUUGCGGGUUUGGAUCUGUUAAUUAAUUCAUUAACAUGAUCAUUCUCUGUUUUUGAGCUUGCUGGGCCCUAUAGUCAUUUAUUUAUGUGAUUCGUGUAACUAUUUGUUUUGGGGCGACUAACUCUCAUUGAAGUUUGUCUUCAUGACCUUUAUAUGAAUACAACAGUUAUGUAUUUAGCCUUGA